AGAACAACACCUUUCUCCCAAACUGAAGGGGUUCACAUAUCAGUGGCUAUUAUCCACUACUUUCUCUGCGCUUCAUCACUUUGAGACAGAAAGAGAGAGAGGGAAAUGGGAAUUGCUGUUGUUUCAGUCCCAGCUCCUCAUCACUUCCCAUCUUCUAAAAUCUCUAACACUACCACCCAGUCUCGUUUCCAUGGCCCAAAAACUCUCAAAAUACACCCAUCUUUGCCUCUCAAUCUCAACCCACUUCGUUCUUCUACUUGUUGCUCAGCUUCUGUUGUGGAAGAAGGCCCUCCGCCUCCUCCCCCUGAUGAUUCACUUUCUGCUCAAUCACAAUCCCCCAUAUAUGACUCUGACAAGCUUCCCCUCAGAGGUUGUAAGGCCUGUGGGAGAGAGGAAGUGGAAAAGGGAUGCAAUGGUGAGGGAAGAAUUCAAGGUGGAAUUGCAACAGUCCCAGGCUUUGGUUGGUGGCCUAUAAAAGCUUACAGACCAUGUCCUGGAUUUCUGGCAUCUGGCGGUAGAUACAGACGACGUGGACAAAACAUGGAUGAGGUUGCCUUUGGAAGAGGUGAAAGAGGAGCUGCAGCCUCUGUGGAAACUAGCAGUGAGGUUGAGUCCAGCAAGAAAACAUAAAGAGGCCAGAAGAUUCAAAAGGCAAGUGCUUGGACUAGCUUACAUAUGAUGGUUAACAGAGAACUUCUAGAAAAGGGUUGCUUGGCAAAGCUAUUGGUCCAGAAUCUAAUUUGGUAUAAUUUACCAAGAAAAAGAAGAAAUGAAAAAUUAAAGAAAAGAAAAAGAUGAAGUAGUUUCUACUACCUUUCUUUUUUGGCUUGGAUCAAAGAUGGAAAUAUUGAGCUCUCUUUUUUACGUUCUUAAACCGUAGCAAUUCCUUUACCUCAUUAUAUUUUACUUCAUUUGGCUUCUUCCUGCCAAUCAUCUAUUAAUAUCAUACAACAAUUAUUGCAAUUCAAAUUUA
Ziziphus jujuba (common jujube) is the source of this 973-nucleotide messenger RNA. RefSeq lists its product as uncharacterized. The record is from RefSeq and is a predicted model, not a curated record. The transcript is spliced from 3 exons. The coding region runs from base 106 to 630 and encodes 174 amino acids. Gene Ontology annotation, cellular component: chloroplast. Lineage: Eukaryota; Viridiplantae; Streptophyta; Magnoliopsida; Rosales; Rhamnaceae.